This is a messenger RNA of Striga asiatica, 1018 nucleotides long. Lineage: Eukaryota; Viridiplantae; Streptophyta; Magnoliopsida; Lamiales; Orobanchaceae. The record is from the annotation of a GenBank genome assembly.
AGAGAGAGAGAGAGAGAGAGCCAAAUGGGGAGCUCAUCGCCGGAAGAUUUCUCAGUGGUGGUUUUGGCCUCCGAUCUGGGCAUCGACGCCCGGCCGUUCCUCACCCACCCGCCGCCGCCGGAGGAGGAAAAUUGGCACGACUGCCCUUCGUAUCUCCCCUCGGCCGAUGACGAGAACCUUGACUUCUCCGAUCUCGAGGCCCUCCAGUUUUUCCGCCUCGACCGCGGCUCCGAUAAGUCCGGCAAUCGGAUCUUCCGCGUCGUCGGCAAGUAUUUUCCCGCUCCUGUAGUAACUGAGGAAAGGCUGAAAAAAUACGUGUUCCAUAAGAUCUUGACCGAGAUGCCGGACGGCAAGUUCUGCAUAGUGUACAUGCACAGUACAGUUCAGAAGGACGAUAACUCGCCCGGCCUUACGAUUCUCAGAUGGAUAUAUGAAGAAUUGCCCGGUGACUGCAAAGACAGGCUUCAGGUUGUCUACUUCAUUCAUCCUGGAAUUCGGUCUAGGCUUGUUUUCGCCACUCUUGGGCGAUUCCUCUUGAGUGGAGGAUUAUACUGGAAAAUCAAGUACGUGAGCCGGCUUCAAUACCUCUGGCAAGACGUAAAGCAGGGAGAAGUUGAAAUUCCAGAAUUUGUUCAAGAGCAUGACGAUAUUCUCGAACAUCGACCCUUGACCGAUUACGGCAUUGAACCCGAUCCUUUGCAUCUCGUUGAAGUUCCUUCCACAGCUUACUCCUUUGGGAGGUACGAAACAGGCUGGGCAUCUAGGGAGUGCCGGUUUUAGAGGAAAACGGACUUUGCACAUUUGCUAUGUAUAAGAAUGUUUAUCGUGUUGUACUGUAAUGCUAUACACGCUUGCUUGUGUGGUAUAGGAGCUGAUAUCGGGUUCGCCUGCUCAUAACCGUAUGUUUCGACAUUUUGUGGGGAGCUUUAAUGUAUGAUUUGAGUUCAAUUUUUUCUUCUUUUGCACAACCAAUUUAACCUUUCAAUUCAAAGAGCAUUCGAUAUUUGCGAAAUUGCCC